AUGGCUAUUUUCACCCCAAGAGUUGUGUUGGCUUCUCUUCUCGCCUUGCCAGUAGCAUUAGGCCUUGGAACCCCCAAGACGUGCUCAAAUCCCACAUUGAGCUGUUCGACCAGCACUUCCACUGAUCUCUGCUGUGUCAACUCUCCCGGGGGACAAUUGCUUCAGACACAGUUUUGGGAUACAAGCCCCUCUACGGGCCCGUCAAACCACUGGACAAUUCACGGUCUAUGGCCUGACCAUUGUGAUGGAACAUAUGAUUCCAACUGCGAUACGGCCCGCGCAUACACAAACAUCUCCGACAUUCUGAAAUCCUUUGAUAAAACAGACCUCUUGGACUACAUGAACACAUACUGGCUUGAUGAAGAUGGAGACAACGAGAGCUUCUGGGAACACGAGUGGGGCAAGCAUGGUACUUGUAUCAGUACUUUGGAUCCAGAUUGCUACACUGAUUACACUCCAACCCAAGAGGUUCCUGAUUUCUUCCAGAAGACGGUUGAUCUAUUCAAGACGUUGGAUAGUUACACGGCACUAGCAAAUGCGGGUAUUACGCCCUCGAGCACAAAGACUUACACAUCAGCCGCAAUCUUAGCAGCGCUGAAAGCCUCAUUUGGCUACGAGGUCAUUAUUCAGUGUUCUUCGGGCGCGCUGGAUGAAAUCUGGUACUCUUACGAUGUUAGGGGUUCUAUUCAGACUGGGACCUUUGUUCCGACCGAUCCUGACGGCUCCAAGUCUGACUGCGCAACCUCAGGAGUAAAGUAUCUCCCAAAAUCUGGGGGUGGCACAGGCACUACUACCACAGCUACUACGACUUCACCUACAUCCACCCCAACUGGAACUCCAGGAACAUUCUCUGGCACUGGAUAUCUGAAUGCUAUCACUGGGGGAAGUCAGACAGGAUGCCUCAUCAGUGCUGGGACCUGGUAUACGUCUGGAACAUGUGCUACUUAUACUGCAGCUGCAUCCGGCUCUGGGUUCACCCUUAAGUCUUCGAAAGGACCCUGCGGUAUUUCGAGCUCAUCCUUUACUUGUGCAUCUGGUAACACUGCGACUGUUUUCACUGCUGUUGGUGGUUUACUUUCGUACAAUGGAGACACGACCUUUUACGCAGCGGCAGUGCCCAGUGGGUCGACCCAGGAGGCUAUCAGCACGAGUUCACAGAGCAUCAGCGUCAGCUUCCAAUGGCAAAGUCUAUGA
Molecule: messenger RNA, 1194 nt
Organism: Lachnellula hyalina
Lineage: Eukaryota; Fungi; Ascomycota; Leotiomycetes; Helotiales; Lachnaceae
Gene: rny1
Product: Ribonuclease T2-like
Exons: 5
Coding region: 1-1194 (397 amino acids)
Biological process (GO): RNA catabolic process
Cellular component (GO): extracellular region
Molecular function (GO): RNA binding; ribonuclease T2 activity
Source: RefSeq, a predicted model, not a curated record